AUGCACUCUAAUCCUUCGAAGUCUCACGAUCAAGCGAGAUCAAGAAGCGAUGUUCGUAGAUUUUCUGAACUCUCUUCAGAUGACAAGGACUUAAUAAGAUCCAUUGCGCCUAACGCAGACAAGGAACUUGAAGAACUGCCUUUCGCGUCCUCUACUUACCAAUUCAAUGAUGCUAUUCCAGUCUUUAUUGAAAUGUCUACUGUUGCAGAGGAUGGCGUAAUGCCUGUUCGGUCUGUGGCAUGUGAUCUUCUUCUCGCUCGCCGUGUGGAAGCUAAAUUGAAGGCUUCUACGUCUUUGUCGGCCAAUAGUGAAGCCUCUAUCACAAAUCUCCUCUACAUUGCUAAUCCUAGAAAUGAAAAUGGCGAAACGACCGUAAGCUCUAUCUCGGAUUUCCAUGUUUUUUUUCAAUUCGUUUCUUGGAUCAUAUCAGUUCUCUUUUUUAAUAUAAUUUGA
Protopolystoma xenopodis is the source of this 453-nucleotide messenger RNA. The record is from the annotation of a GenBank genome assembly. Lineage: Eukaryota; Metazoa; Platyhelminthes; Monogenea; Polystomatidea; Polystomatidae.